CGGCUAGGAGGACUGGGGUGGGAGAUGACUGUGAAUUCCUCCCUGCUUGGCCCACCGCAAGCACCGACUCCCUUCUCCCCGCGGCCCCGGGGCUGCAGACGUAGCAGAUAUCUGGUUGGAGUUGGAAGGUGAAAGAAAAUGAAUUCUUUUUCCAAUUUACCUGCAGAGAACUUAACUUUGGCAACCAAUAUGACCAAGACAUUGUCCUCCACAGUAGCACAUGGAUUUAAUUCCACUGGUGACACACCUUCAAUGUCAAUAACAAGGCUUUUCCCAGCCUUACUAGAAUGCUUUGGCAUAGUCCUUUGCGGCUACAUAGCAGGAAGGGCCAACGUUAUAACAUCCACACAAGCCAAAGGAUUGGGAAAUUUUGUCUCCAGAUUUGCACUUCCAGCUUUGUUAUUCAAAAACAUGGUUGUACUUAAUUUUUCCAAUGUAGACUGGUCUUUUCUAUAUAGUAUUUUAAUUGCCAAAGCCUCUGUAUUUUUCAUUGUGUGCGUAUUGACCUUAUUGGUUGCCAGUCCUGAUAGUCGGUUUAGCAAAGCUGGACUAUUCCCUAUUUUUGCUACACAAAGUAAUGACUUUGCUUUGGGAUAUCCAAUAGUUGAAGCUUUGUAUCAAACUACAUAUCCAGAAUAUCUCCAGUAUAUUUAUUUGGUGGCACCAGUAUCUCUUAUGAUGUUAAACCCUAUAGGGUUUAUCUUCUGUGAAAUCCAGAAGUGGAAAGACACUCAAAAUGCUUCUCAAAACAAAGUAAAAAUCGUGGGACUUGGACUUCUGCGUGUAUUACAGAACCCAAUAGUAUUUAUGGUCUUCAUUGGCAUAGCCUUCAAUUUUAUUCUUGAUCAAACGGUGCCCGUAUAUAUGGAAAAUUUUCUUGAUGGACUUGCAAAUUCUUUUUCUGGAGCAGCCCUAUUUUAUCUUGGUCUGACAAUGGUAGGAAAAAUAAAGAAACUAAAGAAGUCAGCAUUUGUGGUCCUGAUUCUUCUCAUCACAGCGAAACUCCUGGUGCUGCCACUUCUAUGCAGAGAAAUGGUGGAACUCUUGGACAAGGGCGACAGUGUAGUGAACCAUACAAGUUUAUCGAAUUAUGCAUUCUUGUAUGGUGUCUUUCCUGUAGCGCCAGGAGUGGCUAUCUUUGCAACACAGUUCAACAUGGAAGUAGAGAUUAUAACCUCAGGAAUGGUAAUAAGCACAUUUGUGUCUGCUCCAAUCAUGUAUGUUUCUGCCUGGUUACUGACCUUCCCCACUAUGGACCCUAAGCCUUUGGCAUAUGCCAUCCAGAAUGUUAGUUUUGAUAUAAGUAUUAUCAGCCUGGUCUCCUUGAUCUGGUCUUUGGCUAUCCUUCUCUUGAGUAAGAAAUACAAACAGCUUCCCCAUAUGCUUACAACCAAUUUACUUAUUGCACAGUCUAUUGUUUGUGCUGGAAUGAUGAUAUGGAAUUUUGUUAAAGAAAAAAAUUUUGUUGGACAAAUCCUAGUGUUUGUUCUCUUGUACAGCUCCCUCUACAGCACCUACCUAUGGACAGGUCUUCUAGCAAUUUCUUUGUUUCUUUUGAAAAAAAGAGAGAGGGUACAAAUUCCUGUUGGAAUCAUUAUAAUAUCUGGCUGGGGAAUUCCUGCUCUCCUUGUUGGUGUUCUUUUGAUAACAGGGAAACAUAAUGGAGAGAGCAUUGACUCUGCUUUUUUUUAUGGAAAAGAGCAGAUGAUUAUCACGGCCGUCACCCUGUUCUGCAGCAUCGUUAUAGCCGGUGUGUCACUCAUGUGCAUGAACCGCACCACCCAGGCAGGGAGCUAUGAAGGAUUUGACCAGUCUCAGAACCACAAAGAAGCAGAGCCUGGAGAUACUGCUUUUGAGGAGAAUCCUGUGCCAAUAAGCGAACCUGAACCUUUUACAAGUUCUAUCCCAGAAACAAGUUGUUGUUCUUGCUCCAUGGGAAAUGGUGACUUGCACUGCCAGUCCACAGAGCCAGCAGCAAACACAAGCACCAGUGGGCCUGAGAUUCCUUCCUUUGAUAAAAAUGAUCAUUGUGUGAGUCGCUGUAACUCCCAGAGCUGUAUAUUAGCCCAGGAAGAAGAACAGUAUCUACAGAGUGGAGACCCACAACUGACUCGACAUGUGUUGCUGUGUUUACUUCUCAUUAUUGGCCUGUUUGCUAAUCUUUCCAGUUGUUUAUGGUGGCUAUUCAACCAAGAGCCUGGAAGACUGUAUGUUGAGUUACAGUUUUUCUGUGCUGUGUUUAACUUUGGCCAGGGAUUUAUAUCCUUUGGAAUCUUUGGAUUGGACAAACAUUUAAUCAUCCUACCUUUUAAAAGAAGACUUGAAUUCUUAUGGACCAAUAAAGAAACAGCAGAAAACAGGAAUUCUCCUGUUCCAGAAGAAAUAAAAAUGACUUGUCAACAGUUUAUCCACUAUCACCGUGACCUCUGUAUCCAGAACAUUGUCAAGGAAAGGAGGUGUGGUGCAAAGACUUCUACCGGGACCUUCUGUGGCUGUGAUCUGGUGAACUGGCUGAUUGAAGUUGGUCUUGCUUCUGACCGUGGUGAAGCUGUCAUAUAUGGAGACAGACUGAUGCAAGGGGGAGUCAUCCAACAUAUCACCAAUGAGUAUGAAUUUCGGGAUGAGUAUUUGUUUUAUAGAUUUCUUCAAAAGAGUCCUGAACAGAGUCCUCCUGUUGUUAAUGCAAGCUCUCCCCAACAAGAAAGAUACAAAGAUAUUGAACAUUCAUAUCCAUCUCCUAAGACCUAAAUUACGAGAAACACAUAUGGAGUCUUCUUCUAGGCCUAGAUGUUACACACGGACUGUAUGACAAGGCACAAUCUUUCUGAGCCUAUCACUUCCUCUAUAAAAUUUAAUGUGUUCCCACCCCAUGAUAACACUAUGUGACUUUAUAUUAUGUAACUGACUUAGCAAAACAAGAAAACCAAACCAUAAUUUAGUUUGAUGAUGAAUACCAUUACUGUUGAUUAAUUAUAGCAACAUUUGAAAACAUUUCUUCCAACAAUAUUUUGCAAUAAUUUUAAAAUCAACAUCCAAUUUACUGUUCCUUUAAAUUGCCAAAUUUGGGUAGAUUGUCUUGCUGGUGGGGAAUGGAUCUUAAAUUACAUCAUUUGCACUUAUUGAUGGCACCUCCUAAAACAAGAAAUUUUAAUGAUUCUUCUAAGAGGCCUUAUUAUUCUAUUUUUCUCAUUUUCUUGACAAAAACACUCAUUAAAACUUGAAGCACUUUUUCUAAAACUCAUCUUUUCUUGCUUUUCUAUCCAAAGUACUAAUCUGUGCCAUUAGAAUAAGAACCUCCAUAAAUAUUACUAUCUGCAAAAACAAUUGACUGAAGUAUAAUCUUUAACUUUUGUACAACACAUAAUUUGAACAGAUGCAUUUAGAUUUUAUCAACAAAAUUAUUGCCAUGUGAUGUAUCAUUUCUGAUGUUUAUACAAAGUCAUAGUGCAGGAAGAUAACUGUAUUAGUGUAUUCCCUGUAGUUUAAAAGAAAAAUAUAUCUUCAAGCCAGGAUUCUUAAAUUCUAAGCCCAAUAUCACAUUUUCACAUUAAAAAUCUAAUUUUUUUAAGUACUCGUGUAUAAAAAUCUAUAAACUUGAAAAUUACUAAAUAUUGCCCUCAGAUAAACUUUAUCUUUAAUAAGCUACAAAGAGAUCUAUUUAUAUGGCUUUUGAAAACUUCAUUUAACAACUGGGUGUCAGUAAUAACUUAUUUUAAACAUGUUUCAAAUAUUUGUCUCAUAUGUAAAAACCAUUUAGAAAAUAAUUUAUAGGGUUAGGUGAUUCUUCUUUUAAUGUCAAAAAAAAAAAAAAAAACCUGCAUGGAAACCUAGUGCACUUAACAAGCCAAUUACACUUUACUGAAUAAUAUUAACCUAUACCAAUUUUAAGUUGUGAAGAGAAUGGGGAUGUUUUUCAGCAGAACUGUCUUGCUAUCGUAUUUUCUUUUUAAUAUGACCACUUUGUAACUGAAUUCUCAGGAUUAAGGAUAAAGCAUAAAACAUAAUUGUAUUUUCAGAUACAGCAAUUCAGAUAUUAAUUCACAUGCAUGCAAUUCAAGUGGAAAAUGUUUUGUUUGUGAACAAAUCAUAAUACACAUUCUGUCAUUUGCAUGAUGGGAAUCUGCGGCAUCUUUUUCCUUGGAAACACUCAAAAGAAAAUCCUGGAUCAGAACAAUCUGCAGUUUCAGAUAAUGGAGGCUUUUAAGAUGUUUUUAGAAGGAUGUGCUAAUUUUGUUAUAUAAAAAUAUUUGUAACUUUUACUCCAUACUGACAAGGUUCUCAAUAAAGUACCUAUUUUAA
Condylura cristata (star-nosed mole) is the source of this 4299-nucleotide messenger RNA. RefSeq names its product G protein-coupled receptor 155 (gene GPR155). Gene Ontology annotation, cellular component: membrane. NCBI's taxonomy places the organism in Eukaryota, Metazoa, Chordata, Mammalia, Eulipotyphla, Talpidae. Bases 139 to 2748 code for a protein of 869 amino acids. The record is from RefSeq and is a predicted model, not a curated record. Gene Ontology annotation, biological process: intracellular signal transduction; transmembrane transport. The transcript has 16 exons.